Molecule: messenger RNA, 1940 nt
Organism: Microstroma glucosiphilum
Lineage: Eukaryota; Fungi; Basidiomycota; Exobasidiomycetes; Microstromatales; Microstromataceae
Exons: 6
Coding region: 465-1595 (376 amino acids)
Biological process (GO): mRNA alternative polyadenylation
Cellular component (GO): mRNA cleavage and polyadenylation specificity factor complex
Molecular function (GO): mRNA binding
Source: RefSeq, a predicted model, not a curated record
CGAGGGAUGUGUCCCCUAGCCUCGUUCCGUCCCGACGCGAGUCUCGACCGGCGGCUGCGCGCUGUCGAUGGCACGGGAGCUCAAGGUCGGAACGGGGUCUCUCCGACGGUCCACAUCUUCUUAGCCUGUACCACUGAGCUCCCACUUACAAUUCACCACCCCGACACUACCUCUGCCUACUCCAUACGCCCUCUUGUCUCCACUAGCAUCGAGUCUGGCCUGUAUUGCAUUCAUCGGAGCUGUCUCCGCUGCUUUCGGACCUCCCUGUUCGACCUCUGCUUCUCUCUAUACUAGGGCAAUCACUUUGUAGGGGAUCAGUGUGGGCACAUAACCGAAAGAAUCUCAAGAGAGACGCUUACUCUGUAGUAGUAGAGCUGGACAGUAUUGGGAUACAGCCAGAAAUUGCAUCGGUAGUGACAGCUACACAGACGUGAUCAAACUGUGAUCGUAGCGAGACAGCCGACAUGGACGACGACAACUUUGACCUGUAUGGAGAUACUGAUCUCUAUUCGGCAGUCGAUGGAGGGGACAAGAGCCAAGCAAAUGACGACCAAGACUUGCUGGGAGAGGAUGAUGCCGGUGUCGGGGGUAGUAGUAGCAACGACGCAUCUACGUCUGCAGCCGGAGCGCAGGCAGGAGCAAAGAGGCCUCGAGACGACAGCCAUCAGGAGGAGGACAGGACACAGCAUGCGGGAUCAACGCCGAUGGACAGCCAAGCAGGCGGAACACCCACACCACAGAUCACAGCUCGAGACGCUCUGUUAGGGCGCCCGAAGAAUACGGAUCCUACCGUUCAGAACUCCUUGUAUGUGGGCGAAUUGAAUUGGUGGACUACAGAUGAAGAUAUCCGUAAAGUAGCACAGCAGGCAGACGUGGUGAUCUCGGUCAAUGAUGUGACCUUCUCGGAACACAAAGUCAAUGGAAAAUCAAAAGGUGUUGCAUACGUCGAGAUGGGAACAGAAGACGAGGCACAGCAGUUGAAACGCUGGUUUGAGGAGAAUGACUUUCAAUUCAAGCGCUGCAAUGUCACACUGACCACUUCUGCCAACGGCAAUCCCUUCAAGACACUGCCUAAAGAACCACCGCCGAAGGAUCGCAACAACAUGAACAAUGUCCGCCAGCCCAUGGGCGCACGCACCAACGGCGGCCCACCUCCACGUCCCGGCGCACCAGGCAUGCCUCCCGCGCCCAUUGCAGGUGCUCCCAUUCGCAUGGGAGGCAACGGCGGUGGCGGCAUGAUGGGCAGACCGCAGAUGCCAUUCGGUCCAGGUGGGAUGAUGAACCCAGCAAUGGGCGGAAUGGGCGGUAUGAUGAUGGGCGGUAUGCCGGGCAUGGGCGGAUUCAUGGGUGGCGGCGUGGGCGGUGGUAUGGGAGGCAAUAUGGGCAGGGGUGGUAUGAUGAGGGGCGGGUACGGUGGCAGAGGUGGAAUGGGCCGGGGAGGCGGCAUGAUGCCAGGGAUGGGCGGCGGCGGUCACUUUAACCCAAACUUCUUUGGUGGAGGUGGCGGCGGAGGCGGUAUGGGUCAAGGAAUGCCCAACGCCCCCUCGGGUCCCUCAGGCGACGAUCGAGCCAACAAGCGUCAAAGAGGCGAUUGAAAUUGGUCGGCUGUCUCUUCCAUUACUUUUCACACUUCACUGUCCCUCUUGUCACUUAUUCAUGCGAUCAGCUCCAUCUCUCCCCCUUCAACCAAUCAAAGCAUAUUUCACGGGACACAUCAGAUGAUAUAGAAAUUGUGAUGACAGUGGGUACCGCGGCUAGUGACAGGCAAGUGCAACAAGGAUGGAUGGAUACAAGCAGAGCAAAUAGGGCAAGAAACAUUGGCAAUACGUCCCUUUCCCUUCUCGGACUCCCCGCUUAAUGGCUGCUGGCUCCAUUGAUGACCUGGGAACCAGUACCAGGAGGCAGGGCCUCUGGGUCCAGAUCGGCUCCCGCUCCUUGCG